This is a messenger RNA of Trichoderma citrinoviride, 2217 nucleotides long. RefSeq lists its product as hypothetical. The record is from RefSeq and is a predicted model, not a curated record. Gene Ontology annotation, cellular component: nucleolus; 90S preribosome. Gene Ontology annotation, biological process: endonucleolytic cleavage in ITS1 to separate SSU-rRNA from 5.8S rRNA and LSU-rRNA from tricistronic rRNA transcript (SSU-rRNA, 5.8S rRNA, LSU-rRNA). The transcript has 3 exons. Bases 62 to 2107 code for a protein of 681 amino acids. NCBI's taxonomy places the organism in Eukaryota, Fungi, Ascomycota, Sordariomycetes, Hypocreales, Hypocreaceae.
UUCCCCAGCAUUGACGCCUCAUUGAGUCUUUUCUUAGUUGAGAGCUGAUACAGCUGCCACAAUGGCUGGGCGGACAUCGCAGGCGGCAACCAAGGACAAGCCGUCCAACUCGAAUAAGCGAAAGCUCCUCGACGACAGCGACUCCGAUUCAGACGAUGCAGGAGCAGCAAUUGGAAGCUCAGGAUUCAAGGUGAACGAGGAAUACGCGCGCCGUUUCGAAUACAACAAGAAACGAGAGGAGAAGCAAAGAUUGGAGGAGAAGCUCAAGAGAGAAGAGGACGACGACGAUUCCUCCUCCACCGAUGAGACAGAAGACGAAGACGGUUUCCUCGCGACUGAAGACCUGGACGCACAAAUCUCUGCUACACUGCAAGCCAUUCGGAACAAGGACCCCCGCGUCUACGACAAGGAUGUUACUUUCUUCCAACCCGACGACGACACUGCGACCGCCGCAGCGACCAAGGAGAAGAAGGAGAAGCCGGUCUUUCUCCGCGACUACCAGCGGGAGAAGCUUUUGAGAGGCGAUAUCGGCGGUUCAGAUGACGACGAGGACGCUCCGAAAACAUACCAGCAAGAGCAGGACGCAAUCAAGCAAUCGCUCUUGUCCGAGAUCAACGCUGCCAAGGCGGAGCAAGACUCGGACGAAUCAGACGAGGACGAGGACGGAUUCAUCAAGCGGAAAGAACCCGCGCAAACUGAUUCCAACGGCGUCCACCCUUCCAGAGCAAAGGCCGUGAAGCUCUCUGAAGUCGACGUGGACAAUGCAGACAAGGACCCCGAGACGUUCCUGUCCAACUUCAUGGCAGCGCGGGCCUGGGUGGCCGAUGAGGGUUCAAGGAAUUGGGAGGCUUUCGAGUCCGACGACGGAGAGGACAACAUCACCCGGGCGGAGGAGUUCGAGGCGGCUUACAACCUGCGGUUCGAGGACCCGGAAAAGAGCAACGAGGUUCUCAAGUCAUAUGCCCGAGACUUUGCCGCUGCGCGAUCCGUCCGACGAGAGGAGAAGACGGGCAGAAAGCGUCAGAGAGAACUCGAGCGCGAGAGGAAGGAGGCCGAGAAGCAGCAGCGCCGCGAGGACAAGGCCCGGUUACGGAAGCUGAAGCUCGAGGAGACCGAGGCCAAGCUCCAGAAGAUCAAGCAGGCGGCCGGAGCGUUUGGCAAGGAGCUGACGGACGAGCAGUGGAUGAAGUUCUUGGACGACGCGUGGGAGAACGACAAGUGGGAGGACGAGAUGAAGAAGUGGUUCGACGAGGAGUACUACGCCAUCAACGAGGCGAAUGCCGCCUCCGAAGACGAGGACGCCAUGGACGUGGAUGGCCAGGACAAGAAGAGCAGCAAGAAGAAGGCGAAGCCCAAGAAGCCCAAGUGGGACGACGACAUUGACAUCAAGGACAUCAUUCCCGAUUUCGAGGACGAGGAAAAGCCCAAGAUUACACUAACCGACGACGAACCGCAAGACGACGACAACGACGAAGCGGAAGACGACGACGACGAAGAAGAGCCCGCCGCCAAAAAGCGCAAAUCCUCCGACCACAAGCGCGCCAAGCAAGAAUCCCAAAAGAAGGCCCGCCAGGAACGCUCCAAACUAGAAGCCCUCGUCGACGCAAAGCUGCAGCUAACAGACCACGACGUGCUCAAGAAGCAGGAGAAGGAAGCCGCCUCUGCAGGCGGGUUCCGCUACCGCGAGACGUCGCCGCAGGCGUUUGGCCUGACGGCGCGCGACAUUUUGCUCGCGCCGUCGGACAAGGUGCUCAACGAGUACGCGGGGCUGAAGAAGCUGGCCACGUUCCGGGACGUGGAGAAGAAGCGCAAGGACCGCAAGAUGCUCGGGAAGAAGGCCCGGCUGAGGCAGUGGCGGAGGGAAGUCUUUGGCGGGGAGUACGAGAGCACGGGGCCGACGUAUGGGUUUGAGCGGCUGGUUGGUGCUGAAGAAGAAGAGGAGCAUCAUAAGAAGAAGACGAAGAAGAGGAGUAAGGACAAGGGCAAGGAGAAGAGUAAAGACGGGGAGAAGGAGGGGGCGAGUAACAUUAUUGGGGACGUUGAUGGGACGAGGAAGAAGAGGAAGAGGUCAAAGGGCAAGAAGGGCAAGACGGAGAGCGAGAGCUGAUUUCUUGCGUCCUGAUGCUCUGAAUUCCCUUUUUUUGUCUUUUUGCGCCGUCUUUUGUUUUGUUGUUGGGAGUGUAUAUCUAUGUGUAGAGGAGAAGCAAAAAGUACGGG